Molecule: messenger RNA, 685 nt
Organism: Erigeron canadensis
Lineage: Eukaryota; Viridiplantae; Streptophyta; Magnoliopsida; Asterales; Asteraceae
Product: FCS-Like Zinc finger 2-like
Exons: 2
Coding region: 1-513 (170 amino acids)
Source: RefSeq, a predicted model, not a curated record
AUGGAGUCGUCGUCGUCGUCGUCUACAAGCACAAGAAAACCUUGUUUCCUUGAAGACGACACUGGCCUCGCUUCCAUUACUGAAAACCACCAUUCCACCACCCAACAUCUCAUCAUCUCAAGAUCUCUUUGUUCACCAACAAGUACAAACACAAACUCUUCUUUUUCCCAACUUUCAUCUAGAAAGUUUUUUAAAAAUAUUGGGAAACUUGAAAAACAACCACAACCAUCUUAUUUCUUAGAUGCUUGUUUUCUUUGCAAAAAAACACUUGCUUGUAACAAAGAUAUCUUCAUGUAUAGAGGUGACACAGCUUUCUGUAGUGAAGAGUGUAGAACAGAACAGAUUGAUAAAGAUGAAGCCAAAGAAAACUGGAUUAAUAUUUCAGUUUCAAUGAAGAAGAAAUCUUUAGCAAGAAAGAAAGAAGUGCAAAGUGAAAAGUCAUCAAAUACUACUUCAAACAAGGCUUCCAACAAUAAUUACCCUUUUCAAUCUGGUGCACUUGCUGCUGCUUGAUUAAUUAUUUACUACUGUAAUUUCUUCCCCAAAAAAAAACCAUCUUUUUUUUUCACUGGCCAUGUGAGUUAAGGAUGAAAUGGGAGAAGAAGUGCAAGAUUUUUGUCUUAUUGAUCAAUUAGUUUGCUGAAUUGAGAUAAUGCCAUGAAUGUGUUUCAGGGAGAAAAAAAUU